Molecule: messenger RNA, 369 nt
Organism: Aureobasidium namibiae CBS 147.97
Lineage: Eukaryota; Fungi; Ascomycota; Dothideomycetes; Dothideales; Saccotheciaceae
Product: cytochrome b5
Exons: 4
Coding region: 1-369 (122 amino acids)
Cellular component (GO): membrane; endomembrane system
Source: RefSeq, a predicted model, not a curated record
AUGUCUGGAAAAUUUGAGCCGAAACAAAAGGUGGAGCUUGAUCCGCCAAAGGACGACCCUAUCAGCUUGGACUACCUAUCUAAAUGCGACGGAACACAUGAGGGAUAUCCAACAUACGUGGCUAUCAAGGGAACUGUUUUCGAUGUGACUGGCAACAAAGCAUAUGAACCAGGAGCUUCAUACUCGGUCUUCGCCGGCAAGGACGCAUCCAGAGCUCUCGCACAAUCUUCGCUGAAGAAGGAGGAAUGCCGACCAGAGUGGGAAGAUCUCAAGCCAGAACACAUCAAGGUUCUAGACGACUGGUUCACGUUCUUCAGCAAGCGCUACAAUAUCAAGGGCAGGGUGGCUACUGGAAAUGCGAACUUGUGA